GUAGGAGUGAAGCAUCUCGCCGUGUUAACCCAUCUCUGUUCUCUCAUCAGCAGCACCAGCCCCGCCUCGCGACGCGAACAGCUGGCUGGUUCACCGCCAACACAACCCACAUCUGGCUGUCACACAGCAGAGCUGCUGCCGCUGCAUCCGGUAUCGCGGCAUGCUCACAGUCACACCGGGACAUACGAAGCGGAUUUUACCCAGAGGAGCGCCAUGUCCGAGGUGCGAAAAUUCACAAAGAGAUUAAGCAAACCUGGGACGGCCGCGGAAGUCAGGCAGAGCGUUUCGGAGGCUGUGAGGAGCACCGUGGACCUUGUGGAGCAGCCAAAGAUCAUUGAACCACUGGACUAUGAGGCCGUGGUGUUUCAGAGAAAGGCCCAGAUCCACAGUGACCCCCAUCGAGACCUGCUGCUCUGCCCCGUUGACGAUGUCUCGGAGUCCCAGAUCUCACGGCAGAGGAGGACUGUUGUUCCCUCAGUGCCCCAGAAUGCUGAGCGGGAGGCCAGGAGUCUGUUUGCCAAGGAGUGCAUCAAGAUGUACAACACAGACUGGCGUGUGAUCAACUACAAAUAUGAGGCUUACUCUGGUGACUUCCGUAUGUUGCCGAGCAAAGGCAUGAAGACAGACAAGCUGCCAGCUCACGUGUUUGAGGUCGAUGAAGACGCCAAAGACGAGGACACAUCAUCACUGUGCUCUCAGAGGGGCGGCAUCAUGAAACAGGGCUGGCUACAUAAAGCCAACAUCAACAGCAGUUUGUCUGUCUCCAUGAGGGUGUUCAAAAGGAGGUACUUCUACUUGUCUCAGCUCCCUGACGGCUCCUACAUCCUCAACUCCUACAAAGAUGAGAAGAACUGCAAGGAAACCAAAGGAUCCAUUUACCUGGACUCCUGCAUAGAUGUCGUUCAGAGUCCUAAAAUGCGCCGUAAUGGCUUCGAGCUGAAGAUGCAAGACCGCUACAGCCACUUCCUGGCUGCAGACAGCGAAGCAGAGAUGGAGGAGUGGGUGGCUACGCUGAAACAGGCUCUGCAGAGUAGCAUUGAGGCCGGCCAGGACAGGAGGAAUGGUGCAGAGUCACUGGACUGCGCCCUGGAUGAUGACAGCCAAGGUAAAGGUGACAGCCUGCUGGAGAGCCUGGGGAGGAGCCUACACCCUGAACUUAUGAAGUACACCAGGGAGACAGACCAGCUCAAUAAGAUCAACAGGAACGAGAACAGACAGAAGCUUUUCUCUCUGGAUCCUGAGACACAGAGACUGGACUUUUCCGGCAUUGAGCCAGAUGUGAAGCCAUUAGAGGAGCGUUUUGGCCGGCGCAUCAUGGUCAGCUGCCAUGAUCUGACCUUCAGUCUCCAGGGUUGCGUUAGUGAGAAGGGCGACAGCGUUCUCACCAAUGUGGAGCCGUUCUUCAUCAGCCUGGCUCUUUUUGACGUCUCCAAGAGCUGUAAGAUCUCAGCUGAGUUCCAUGUUGACCUCAACCCGCCCUGCGUCAGGGAGAUGUUGACCGACGCCUCGGGCCAGCUUUCUCCUUCAUCAGACUCAGAUGGCGGAGGAGGAGGAGCAGCGAGGGAGAGAGGAGGGGGAGGUGGGCUCAUGGUGAACGGAGACACAGGGAGAGGGAACGGCCUGCCUGUCCUUCAGAGGGCAUCAGAAGAUCUGCUGCGCUUCCCCACACAGGCUAUUUUUUCAGUAACCAACCCUCAUGCAGAUAUCUUCCUGGUGGCCCGUGUGGAGAAAGUGUUACAGAAUGGCAUCACCCACUGCGCCGAGCCAUAUAUCAAGACAUCAGACAUCAACAAGACUGCUCAGAAGGUGCUCAAAACUGCCAAGCAGACAUGCCAGCGCUUGGGACAGUACAGGAUGCCAUUUGCCUGGGCUGCCAAGCAGGUGUUCAAAGAUGCUCAGGGCAGCCUGGACAUGGAUGGCAAGUUUUCUCCUCUGUACCGCCAGGACAGCAGCAAGAUCACCACUGAUGACCUCAUCAAGCUGCUGGCCGACAUCAGGAAACCGGAGAAGAGCAAGCUUCAGGUCAUCCCUGGGCAGCUGAAUGUCACUAUUGAAUGUGUACCACCUGACUUCUCAAAUACAGUGACUUCCUCCUACAUUCCAGUCAAGCCAUUUGAGGAUGGUUGUGAGCGGGUGUCAGUGGAGAUUGAGGAGUUCCUCCCAGAGGAGGCCAAGUACAACUACCCCUUCACCACAUACAAGAACCAGCUCUACGUCUACCCCCUGCAGCUCAAGUACGACAACCAGAAGACCUUCACCAAGGCAAGAAACAUUGCAGUUUGCAUCCAGUUCAGAGAUUCAGAUGAAGAAGGUGCUACUCCUCUAAAGUGCAUCUACAGCAAGCCGGGAGACUCACUGUUCACCAGCAGCACCUACGCAGCUGUCCUGCACCAUAACCAGAGUCCUGAGUUUUACGAUGAGGUAAAGAUUGAGCUGCCGGUCCACGUGCAUGAGAAACACCAUAUCUUCUUCACCUUUUACCAUAUCAGCUGUGAGCCUAGCAGCAAGAAGAGAGAGGGAGUGGAGUCACUGGUGGGUUACUCCUGGAUGCCUUUGCUCAAAGAUGGGAGGAUGCAGUCAGUAGAACUCCAGCUGCCUGUAGCCGCCUCCCUGCCUGCUGGAUACCUGUGUCAAGACACUAGGAAGUCUCAACCGGAUAUCAAGUGGGUGGAAAAUGCCAAGGCACUGUUUAAAGUGAGGACCCAUGUGGCAUCAACAAUAUAUGCUCAGGACCUGCACCUACACAAAUUCUUCCAGCACUGCCAGCUGAUGGGGACGACGUCAGAGGGCGGCCCGGCAGAACUUAUCAAAUACCUGAAGUGCCUGCAUGCCAUGGAGACUCACGUGAUCAUCAACUUCCUACCAACUGUGCUGAUGCAGCUGUUUGAGGUGCUCACAGCAGCCACCAAAGAAGCCCAUGAGGUUGCUGUCAACUCUCUUCGUGUGAUAAUACAUAUAGUCUCCAGAUGUCAUGAGGAAGGACUGGAGCACUACUUGCGUUCUUUUGUUAAGUAUGUGUUUGUGACCAACAAUCCUGCGUCAGGAAACUCAGCAACCACUCACGAGGUGCUGGCCACUGCUGUCACGGCCGUCCUCAAGCAAACUGCUGAUUUCAACACCAGCAAUAAACUGCUCAAGUACUCCUGGUUCUUCCUUGAAACCAUGGCCAAAUCCAUGGCCCAGUACCUGCAAGAGGACAACCGCAUGAAGAUGCCGCGGGCCCAGCGCUUCUCCGAUGGUUUUCACCAAGCGCUUCAGUCCCUGGUCUUGUCCAUUAUGCCUCAUAUCACCAUCCGCCACAUGGAAAUCCCAGAGGAAGCCCGCUGCAUCAACCUGAGUCUGGCCAACUUCAUCAAGAGGUGCCUGACCUUCAUGAACAGGGGCUUCGCCUUCAGCUUGAUCAAUCACUACAUGUGUCAUUUCAGUCUUAAAGAUCCCAAGGUGCUGACUGAAAUGAAGUUUGACUUCCUGAUGACGGUGUGUAACCACGAGCACUUCAUCCCGCUCAACCUGCCCAUGGCUUUUGGGCGCACCAAGCUGCAGCGGGUACAAGAUUUAAUUCCAUAUGCGACGGAGCUUUUUGGCCCUGUAGAGCAGAGUCUAGAGUUCAGCCUGACAGAGGAUUACUGCCGCAAUCACUUCCUGGUGGGUCUGCUGUUGAGAGAAGUGGCCGAGGCCGUGCAGCAAGGCCCAGAGGUCAGGCAUCUGGCCGUGAGCGUGCUCAAGAAUCUUCUUGUUAAACACGCCAUAGAUGACCGCUACACAGCAUUCAAGAACCAGCAGGCCAGGAUCUGUUUGCUCUACCUACCUCUAUUUGAGCUGCUCUACCAGAAUCUGAAGCAGCUGUCUGCCCGGCCGCACGUCUCUAGCCCUGGGUCUGGCCUCAGUGACUCCAGAGAUGACCUGAUAUCCAGCGGUUCCGCAGAUAGCAGAAGAAUCAGCACUGCAAUUGAAAAAGACCAUGGUGUGCCAGCUCAGAAUGGCCUUGUUGUGAGGAGAGAGGACUCCAGAGGCUCUCUGUUUCUGGACCCAGGAACACCAGACAGCCUCGAGCUGCAGAGGCGCAGCUCCACCAUGAGCAGCAGCCCCAUGCCUCCCAUCAGCAGACUGGGCCAGUAUGAGAUCAGAGGCCUUCUGUUCUCUUUCCUGCAUAUUGUCAAGACCUUGUCAGAGGACACUCUCAUGGCCUACUGGAACAAAAUCAGCCCUCAAGACAUCAUGAACUUCCUCAGUUUGCUAGAGAUCUGUGUGGUUCAGUUUCGUUACAUUGGAAAGAGGAGCAUUGGCCGGAGUCAGGACAUUUGUGUGUCGAAGCUGUUCUCCUCAGACAGGAAGUCUCAGACAAUGCCAGCCAUGCGCUGCAACCGGGCCAGUCUCUUGCAGACUAAGAUACAACAGUUCAGCACCAUGGAAGCCUCCCUCACUCUCAAUAUAGGGACGGGGCCAUCAGAAGCAGAAGUCUACCACCUGGCUCUGCUGGAGGGCAACAUUUCCACAGAGGUCUCCCUAAGUGUCCUGGAUGUCCUGUGUUUCUUCACUCAGUGCUUCAAGACCCAGCUGCUGGACAGCGAAGGUCACAACCCCCUGAUGAAGAAAGUGUUUGAAGUUUACCUAUCCUUCCUCAAAGCUGGCCAAUCAGAAGCUGCUCUCAGACACGUGUUCGCUGCACUCAGAGCUUUCAUAAACAAGUUCCCUUCGGUGCUGUUUAAGGGCCGUGUGACGCUGUGCGAAGCUCUGUGCUGUGAGGUGCUCAAGUGCUGCGUCUCUAAGCUGUUGUCACUGCGUGCCGAGGCGUCCGCCCUGCUCUACCUGCUGAUGAGAAACAACUACGAGUACACCAAGAGGAAGACCUUCCUCCGCACACACCUGCAGAUCAUCAUCGCAGUAAGCCAGCUGAUCUCCGACGUGGCGCUGACUGGCAGCUCCCGCUUCCAGGAGUCUCUCUCCAUCAUCAACAACUUUGCAAACAGUGACAAGGUCAUGAAGUCCACAGCAUUCCCCUCAGAAGUGAAGGGUCUGACCAAGCGGAUUCGUACAGUGCUGAUGGCCACAGCUCAGAUGAGAGAGCACAAGAAAGACCCGGAGAUGCUGCUGGACCUCCAGUACAGCUUGGCCCGGUCCUACGCUAGUACCCCCGAGCUGAGACGCACCUGGCUGGACAGCAUGGCCAGAGCACACCUCAAGAAUGGAGAUCUCUCAGAGGCAGCUAUGUGUUACGUUCAUGUGGCUGCACUGGUUGCGGAAUAUCUACACAGGAAAAAGUUGUUCCCCAGUGGCCUGGCAGCUUUUAAGAAGAUCACCUUGAACAUCGAAGAGGAGGCUGCCAUGAAAGAAGACACUGGAAUGCAAGAUGUGUAUUACACUGAGGAAGUGUUGGUAGAACAUCUGGAGGUCUGUGUGGAGGCACUGUGGAAAGCGGAGCGCUAUGAGCUCAUCACACACAUUGCCAAACUCAUUAUCCCCACCUAUGAGAAGCGCCAUGAGUAUGAGAAACUAAGCCGCCUGUACGACACUCUGCACAGAGCCUACAACAAGAUAAUGGAGGUGAUACAGUCAGGCCGCAGGCUGCUUGGCACAUACUUCAGAGUGGCUUUUUAUGGACAGGGCUUUUUCGAGGACGAGGAUGGGAAGGAGUAUAUUUACAAAGAGCCCAAGCUCACAGGCCUGUCUGAAAUCUCUCAGCGGCUGCUGACACUCUACGGGGACAAGUUUGGCCCGGAAAAUGUCAAGAUCAUUCAGGACUCAAACAAGGUAAACCCCAAAGAUCUGGACCCUAAGUUCGCCUACGUCCAGGUGACGUUCGUCAAGCCCUACUUUGAUGAGAAGGAGGCACAAGAAAAGAAGACUGAUUUUGAGAAGUGCCACAACAUCAACCGCUUUGUGUUUGAGACUCCGUACACACUGUCGGGCAAAAAGCACGGCGGGGUGGAGGAGCAGUGCAAGAAGAGGACUGUGCUCACAACUGCCAACACCUUCCCAUAUGUGAAGAAGCGUGUGGACGUGGUGGGGGAGAAGCAGGUGGAGCUUAAGCCGGUGGAUGUGGCCAUUGAUGAGAUGAAAGCGCGGACAGCGGAGCUGACCAAGCUCUGCUCCAGCCAAGAGGUGGACAUGAUCCAACUGCAGCUCAAACUGCAGGGCUGCGUCUCUGUGCAGGUGAAUGCAGGUCCCAUGGCCUAUGCCAGAGCAUUCCUGGAUGACAGCAAAUCCAACCAGUCUGGUAACAAGAAAGUGAAAGACCUUAAAGACAUUUUCAGGCGUUUUGUUGAGGCGUGCAGCAUGGCUCUGGACAUCAACGAGCGUCUGAUCAAAGAGGACCAGUUUGAGUACCAUGAGGGCCUGAAGGCCAACUUCAAGGAAAUGGUGAAGGAGCUGUCAGACAUCAUCCAUGAGCAGAUCUACCAGGAGGAUAUGAUGCGCUCGCUGUUACAAAACUCCCUCCAUGUGUUUCAUGCCAUCAGCGGGAUGUCCACCGACCUGGGCUGACCUCUGCCCUCCCAGGCUGCCUCUGCUGCCACCAUCCACCCUUGUGUGUGUCCUCUCGCUUCUCCCUUUAGGACCUUAACUGGAAAAUCACAGGGCAGCUCUCUGAUUUAGGUCGCCCCCAGCUACACUUGCCAGAACACCCUUGGGUGAAGAUGCCGUUUGGCUGUCUUCAGAAUCUCUCCUGGAUGUGCAACGGGUGGUCAGGGGGUGAAAGACUAUGGCACGGCAGCCGCAUCUACUAUUCAAGCUACAGUAUUUCUGAGAAUGUAUCGUAGCAACACCAACUAAAUGUCAGCAUGUCAGGUGUAGAUCGCAUUGCACUUUUCUUCUGCCUUGGUGACAGACUGCAGGCUUUAUUCUUUUUCUAGGGGGAGAUACUGCACUAAGCAACGUUGCCCUUCAGAUCUAUGCAGAACAUGUCACACCCUUUAUACUUCAGUUAGCGUUUAGAUGGGAAUAGCAUCUUUUGCAUUGUACCACAGUGUGUUCGGUUUUUUUUUUCUGCCACUGUGAGCACUAUCCCAACUCAACCAGUUCUGAUUUCUUGUGACAGGCACCGAAACCAAACGUAUUUUCUGUCAAGCCAAGGGUUGGUUUCAUAAGCUAGCAGCACAUUCCAACUAGCUUGACAGGUUGUGAUAAGCAAAUAAGAGCAGCAGCUUAUAGUGACUGCCCUAUUUGUUCAAUGACAAAUGUAAAAGUCUGUCUGUUCCAAAGUGAAUGAAAAGACAAACCUCAGGGCUGUGUUAAAGCAGUGUGCUUUGAAGAGGGGUUUGCAGAAUUCAAAAGUAGCUCAGUUAUAUUGUACAUGUAAAAAAAAAAAAAAAAAAAAAAAAAAAAAUCUGGUGUCCUUAGAUUAUUCUGGCUAAAAAUGUCAAGCCAGAAAAGAUUAUGAUUAUGAAUACUCUGAGCCUUGUAACAAUCAUUGUGAAACAGUAUUCUGUGGGCUCAUUCUGUGGCCUGUGAACUUUUGCAGUCAGAGGGUCUGAGGGCAGGACACACAGAUGGUGUGACGAUGUUUAGUUCAGUGAGUACAUGAAGAAUUCCUCUCAUGUGAAUGUAGACCCAGUGCCUUUGUGCUCUGCCUCCCAAAAAGGCUUGUAUCUCAAGUGAUAAGACUCAUCACAUGCUGGUUCUUCACAGUAUUUCACAAGUGCUACACUGAAUUAGCAGAUAGAUGAAUACUAUUUAAGCAGAUGUACAUAAUUUGUUCUCAUGCUGUAAAUUGAAUUCUUUAUCCAUGUAUGUUUGUAUGUAUGUAUUUAUAUUUGUAACAUCCUGGACUCUUGUUCAGUCAAAAUCUGUCCUAGGAGAGAGGUUUUCUUUCCUUUUUUCAUUUUUAUUGCAUUAUAAACUGAAGCGCAGCUGCUUGACACACUUACUUUGUAAAGCCUAUUUCCAAUAAAACCUGGAAAAGUGACUAAGGCGUCAUUAAAAAGCUCAAAACAA
This is a messenger RNA of Monopterus albus (swamp eel), 7932 nucleotides long. It is a transcript of the gene dock11, whose product is annotated as dedicator of cytokinesis 11. Gene Ontology annotation, molecular function: guanyl-nucleotide exchange factor activity. Gene Ontology annotation, biological process: small GTPase-mediated signal transduction; positive regulation of GTPase activity; positive regulation of filopodium assembly. The transcript is spliced from 54 exons. NCBI's taxonomy places the organism in Eukaryota, Metazoa, Chordata, Actinopteri, Synbranchiformes, Synbranchidae. The record is from RefSeq and is a predicted model, not a curated record. The coding region runs from base 214 to 6483 and encodes 2089 amino acids.